UCAGGUAACACCCAGAUCUCUGCGCCUGUUGUUUAGCAGGUUUUUCUGCUCCGUGGUUGGUUUAGGACAUUUUCUAGAAUGACGACAGUCUAACAGGAGGAGGGAUGAGGGUCUUUGGGCCAGCAGAGCUGGUCGCAGGCCUCUGUCAUACAGACGAGCAGAAUCCGUUCCCCGUGUGGCAGAAUGGACACAUCAGCCCCUGUUUUAACCAGCUCGUCCUUGGAGCCUUGCCUCAUGCAGGGAUGGCCAUUUUCAGUGCCUGCUACCUUAGCAUGCCAAGAUGCGGCCUCCUCCAUACGUCUCCUCCCUGCGGUUGGACACUCAGGUGGGUGUCUGCUCUGCUGGCGGCGCUGCUCUUCGCUGCAGAUGUCGUGGUGGUGAGUCUCCUGCAGCAGGCGGACUUGUACCUGGACGUCCUGGCUGACAGCUGUGCCAUCCUGGCCUGGCUGGUCCACUUCAGUGCCAUCACGGUGCUCCAGAGGACAGCGUUUCGGAGAACCAGAGGUCCUCUGCUGCUUCUCCUGCUGGUCCUUCUGUCUGUCCCAAACCUAGUUAUCACCUUGAUGAUUUACUGCGACAAUCAGGAAUAUUUGAGCCUCACAGAACCUCUUGAACUGGCACGUUUUGUGCUUGCCUCAGCCCGGACGCUCCCCCUACUGGUUUAUCUUCUAGCAUUUGUAUUUCCCUGCAUCAGUGAUGCUGGGUACACUUUGUAUGUCAACAGUGUGGAUGGAUCACCACUCAUCCCAGAGAGCACACAGCCAGAUACGGGUGAGAUGGUGGCCGAGGACGGGAGCAGCUGCAUCUCUCGGCUCUUCUACUUGUGGUUGACCCCUCUCCUCAGACGAGGGCAGCGAAGGGAGCUGGACAGGCCAGCUGAUGUUUAUCAUCUACCUCGGAAACUUCGGACCUCUGUGGUUUGUCGAUACUUCCACCAGUGCUGGGAAGCCUGCCGACGAGGGGCAGCAGUCAGUAACGGGCAGGAUCAGUGGCCCAGGCCGGUCAGCAGAAACCUCCUGAGUGGCACCUGGAGUUCACACUACCAGGAGCAACCACCGGAGCUGGAGGGUGAUGUGAGACUGCUCAGGGUGCUGCACAAGGCGUUUGGGUUGCGUUACUAUAUCCUGGGUGUGCUGAAGGUGACGGUCAACAUGCUGGGCUUUGCAGGUCCUCUGCUCCUCAGCAGUCUGGUGAACUUUAUGGAGGACAAAGAAGCUCCAGUCAGCUGGGGUGCCUGGUGCGCUCUGGGGCUCUUUACCACCACCCUGCUCACUUCCUUCCUCCAAAACAUCUUCAUCUUUGAGGUCUCCAAGGUGGCGCUGUCAGUGCGCGCCACUCUUGUGUCGGCCAUUUACAGCAAAGCCCUGCAGGUCAGCGGCAGCAGCCUGGCCGGCUUCGCUCUGGGAGAGGUGGUGAACUUAAUGAGCACAGACACUGACCGUGUGGUCAACUUCUUCAACAGUUUCCAUGAGCUGUGGAGUUUGCCCUUCCGGUUUAGCAUCACCCUCUACCUGCUGUACCUGCAGGUGGGUGUGGCUUUCCUUGGUGGGCUGGGCGUGGCUCUGCUGCUGGUGCCGUUCAACAAGUUCCUUGCUUCCCGUAUCCUUAGCAACAACCAGCACAUGCUCAGGCACAAGGACAGUCGUGUUAAGUUAAUGACAGAGAUCCUCUUCGGCAUUCGCGUCAUCAAGUUCUACAACUGGGAGCCUCAUUUUACUCAGAAGGUCGCCGACUGUCGUCAACAAGAGCUGUCCCACCUCAAGGCCAUCAAGUACCUGGACGCCAUGUGUGUUUACACCUGGGCUGCUCUGCCUGUGGUCAUCUCCAUCCUCACCUUCGUCACGUACGUGCUGCUGGGACACCAGCUGACUGCAGCCAAGGUGUUCACCACGCUGGCUCUGGUGGGAAUGAUGAUCAUCCCACUCAACGCUUUCCCCUGGGUGCUCAACGGCAUCCUGGAGGCCAAAGUGUCUCUGGAGCGAAUCCAACGCUUCUUCAAACUGACCAACCAGGAUCUGCAGGCGUACUAUGCCCUGGUGUCUCCUGAAGACACCCAGACAUCGAUCCUGUUGAGCCAGGGGUCAUUCUCCUGGCAGGGGCCCGACAGUCCAACACAGAACAAAGAGGGAGAAACUCACACUGGAGCUGCUAAAGGGAGUCUGCUGCUGCACAGUCUCACUCUACACAUCACAAAGGGCUCUCUGGUUGUCGUGGUGGGGAAGGUCGGCUGUGGGAAGAGUUCGUUACUGGCUGCUCUCACUGGAGAACUGGACAGGCUGAGCGGGGUGGUGUACAUUGCUGACAGAGAGGCCGGCUUCGGUCUGGCGUCUCAGGAGCCAUGGAUCCAGCACGCAUCAGUUCGGGACAACAUCCUGUUUGGCAAAGACUACGAUCCUGUCUUCUACCAGGCUGUGAUCGAGGCCUGUGCUCUCUCGGACGACCUCAACGUUUUGCCAAACGGUGACAAGACAGAGGUGGGAGAGAACGGCGUGACUCUGAGUGGAGGACAGAAGGCUCGACUGGCCCUCGCCAGAGCUGUUUACAUGAACAAAGACAUCUACCUCCUUGAUGAUCCGUUGGCAGCGGUUGAUAGCGACGUGGCCGAACACCUCAUGAAGAAAUGCAUCAUGGAGCUCCUCAGGGGGAAGACCAGAAUACUUUGCACGCACCGCAUAGAGUUUGUGGACAAAGCCGACAUGGUGGUCCUCAUGGACAACGGAACGAUCAUCAGAACAGGCACACCAGCAGAAAUCCUUCCUUUGGUCGAGGCAGUGCCCAAAAAACUGAAGAAUGACCACAACAUGAAAGAGAAAGAUGGCGUGGAGCAGGAGGAAGAGGAGCCCGGUUCGUCCCCUGAUCUCCGUGUGGACGAUGACCCCGACCUGUCGUUGGCGGAACAGAAGCAGGUGGGCGGGCUGGCAUGGAGAGUUUACCAGACCUACUGGUCGGCUGUGGGCGGAGUGCUGGCCGCCUCCAUCCUGAUGUCUCUGCUCCUCAUGCAAGCGUCUAAGAACGUUUCUGACUGGUGGCUGUCCCAUUGGAUCUCAGAGCUGAAAAACAACAGAACAAAUUGUUCCUCCUCAGAUGCCUUCAGCUCACCUCACCUGCUUCUCUUCUCACAUGGAGGGCUAAUGUCUCCUCUGUCCUCAGCACAAACACUCAUUUCAAGCAACGUGAGCUCUGAUGUCAAGUUUUACCUGACGGUGUACAGCUCCAUCGCUGCGGCCAACACCAUCUUCACCGCCCUCCGAGCCUUCCUCUUUGCCUACGGAGCCAUCUGCGCUGCCACCACCAUCCACAACAGACUUCUGGAUCGGGUCCUUAAGGCCACAGUGACCUUCUUCGACACCACCCCGAUUGGACGCAUUCUUAACCGCUUUUCUUCGGACCUGUACACCGUAGACGAUGCCCUGCCGUUCAUCCUGAACAUCCUGCUGGCCAACGUCUUCAGCCUGCUGGGCAUGAUAGUGGUGAUAAGCUACGGCCUCCCCUGGGUCCUAGUGCUGCUGCUGCCCCUGGCUCUGGUCUACCACCACACACAGAGGUUCUACCGGCACACCUCUCGAGAGCUGAAACGGCUGUGCAGCAUCACUCUGUCGCCCGUGUACUCGCACUUCUCUGAGACGCUGACCGGGCUGGGAACCAUCAGGGCCAGCGGUGCAUCUGCCAGGUUUGAAGAGGAGAUCGCCAAGCGUCUGGAGCAGAACCAACGCUGCCUGUUCCUUAGCAACGCCGCCAGCCAGUGGCUGAGCAUCCGCCUGCAGCUGAUUGGCGUUGCUGUGGUGACCGGCCUUGCCGUGAUUGCUGUCAUCCAGCACCAGUAUAACUCUGUCGAUCCUGGUCUGGUGGGUCUGUCCCUGUCCUACGCCCUGUCCAUCACAACCCUGCUGUGCGGCAUCAUACUCAGCUUCACCCAGACGGAGAUGCAGCUGGUGAGUGUGGAGAGAACCGAGGAGUACUCCACCGGCCUUCCCACCGAGCCACAGCACCAGAACACACAGCUGCCCCCGGCGUGGCCCGAACAGGGCUGGUUGGAGUUUCGCAGCGUGGUUUUGGCCUACAGGGACGGUCUUCCUAACGCCCUGGACGGGGUGAGCCUGGUGGUGCGACCUGGGGAGAAGGUGGGCAUUGUGGGACGUACAGGCUCUGGAAAGUCCACCUUGUUCCUGGCCCUGUUCCGUAUGGUGGAGCUGAACCAGGGUCAGAUUCUCCUGGACGGGCUGGACAUCAGCACUGUGGGCCUGGCUCAGCUCAGGUCUAGGUUGGCCAUUAUUCCCCAGGACCCCUUCCUGUUCAGCGGGACCAUCAGGGAGAAUCUGGACCCGUGUGGGCGACACGCUGACCAGCAGCUGCUGGAUGUGGUGGACCAGUGCCACCUCAGCUCUGUGGUCAGCAGGAUGGGAGGUCUGGAUGCUGAGGUUGGGGAGAGAGGAAAAUCUUUCUCUGUGGGACAGAGACAGCUGCUGUGUUUGGCCAGAGCUCUGCUGACCCAGGCCAAGGUCCUGUGUAUUGAUGAAGCCACAGCCAGCGUGGACCAGAAGACGGACAAACUGCUGCAGCAGGCCAUCAGAGAGAAGUUUCAGGACAAGACUGUCCUCACUAUUGCACACAGGAUCAACACCAUCAUGGACUGCGACAGGGUCCUGGUGAUGCGAGCUGGGAAGGUGGUGGAGUUUGACACCCCAGCUGCUCUCUGCCAGACUGACCACUCCAUCUUCCACAGGCUGGUCGGUCAGAGAGCAGAGUGAGCUGACUGAAAAGACACUAGAGGACAGAAAAGGAUUUAUUUUUAUAUUUUUCAUCCUGGAAAUGUUUGCUGAGAGCUCGCUGCCUUUUUCAGCACCGUCCUGCUUUACAUACUGUUACAGCACACACUGAAAGAGGUCUUCUACUGUUGGAGCAAAGAGGCGGGGGAUGCCUCGCUCCAGAUUUCUGUUUGGACUGGGAAGUGAUGAUAUGGGUUUGCAGAUAUUCUUAUUCUGCACUGAGAUUUUCUUUCUUUUAAUUGAUUAUUUUAAUGCUGAAGCAGCAUUAAUUAAACUUUUCCUGAAUUCUCAUCUUGGGAGACUAAAAAUUCUAUAGAAAUAUAUUUAAAUAGUCAUAGCCUCUCCUCUUCUUGUGGCGUUUGUUGACAGUUUGUUUGCACAGCCUCGUCAACACAUGAUGUCUCUUGUGACCAUAAGGCUUUUAUGUCUGUUCAGAUCAUAAUAAUUACAACUAUAAGCUGUUUCAAAGCCAUUUUGCAAUUUAACAGGGAAUAAAAGGACAAAAAAAAGUCAUACUGAAAAGUAUGAAACUUUCUUCUUGGGGGACUAAAAACUAGACACUUCCCUUAAAUUAGUUUUUUUGCCUCCUUGAUGUCAUUUUUGGGGGACAUUUUUAACUCUGAAGCAAUAAAUUUGCACUGCACAUUGGUAAAUUAACAAUUUAUCCAGCUGGGAUUUGUUCUAAUUUAUUACUACAAGCAGUUAACUUGCAGCAGGCCUUAUAUACGACUCUCUAUACUCUACCAGUCCGUUUUCGCCUGACCGUAUAAAUUGUUUUUGUGGAUUCAGAGUUUGUGUGGAGCUGUUUCAGGGUUCUACUUUAUUGAAAUUUUUCUAUAGUUUUAUUUUCUCUCAGUGUGCACUGGGGAAAAAUCACCCAUGGUGGCUGAUGCGGGGCAUUUGCUGCACUCAUGCUUGAAUAUUCUGAAAAUACCUUAAAAUGUGAAAAGGAUGAUGUAUUAAAAUGCAUAUUCUCUGUUAGCUGCUGUUAAACUUGAUAGAUUUUAACCCUACACAGUUACAAAACACUUACCACUAAAUUCCAGCCUGUGAAAAUAAGUGUAGUUGCGUCAGCUUCAGUAGUAUAAAAACAUGGAUUUAUACAGAAAAAUUAUGGGGGUACACUGCAGGUUUAGUAGCCUGUUUUAGUUGCAGUCAGAGCUGAAGAAAUAUCAGUCUGCCACAACAGCCUAGCCCUAAUUUGAAAGAGGGAUCUGUGGAUGAGUAAUCUCAAAUCUUAAUCUGGUUCCCCUAAAGUGGGAGUUGAUGAUAGGUCACUUUGCAGUCACUAGAUAGUGUUCCUGUGUUAUAUGGUCAGGUUAUUUUGAGAGGUUUAAAUGAAGGUCCAUCUUAAAUGAAGUGUUACAUUUUACACUUUUGCAAGUUAAAAGGAUUUUUCAUCCAUCCACUGGGAACAACAUAGAGAUAAUGACAUGCAGUAUGUUUUGGUGUUCCUCAGGGAAGCUGUUUUGAUCCUCUGCCCUUUUUGUUAUAUGUGUGUUUUUUGGAAGUUAUCAUCAGAUACACAAUGUUGAUUUCUGUAUCUGCUGUCUGUGGCUGCUGCUGGUUUGUUAGAAGUUCACAACUACACCCAAAGACAGCAAACUAGGAGUUGGGCAAUCUGUGCUCCUAAAUUUCUUUAACUUUGGAACGUUGUACCAAAAGACAAUUAAAAAACAAACAAACUCAGAAAGCAUUUUAUUGUCCGCUUAACACAUUACUUCUUGUUACAAUUUACACUUUUGCAAGUUAACCCACCCACUGGGAACAACAUAGAGAUAAUAACAUACAGUAUGUUUUGGUGUUCCUCAGGGAAGCUGUUUUGAUCCUCUGCUGUUUUUUAUUAUAUGGGUGUUUCUUGGAUGCUAUCUUCAGAUACACAAUGUUGAUUUCUUUAGCUGCUGUCUGUAGCUACUGCUGUUAAUUUGUGCUGCCGCUGGUUUGUUAGAGAUUCACAACUACACCCAAAGACAGAAAAUUAGGAGUGGGGCUUUUAGUAUCUGUGCUCCUAAAUUUCUUCAACUUUGGAACGUUUUACCAAAAGACAUUUAAAAAAAAAACAACAACUUAGAAAGCAUUAAUAACUGACCGCUUAACACAUUACUACUUCUUCUUCUUUUUUUGGUUUGUUUUAAGAUUAUUUUAUUUUCGCCUUCAUUGGACAGUUGAAAGUGCCGAGGUGUGCAGGAAACAGGGAGGCAGAAUCAAACCAGAUUUUCUUUGUUUUGUUUUUUUAUUUUAUUUAUAAUAUUUGGUUAUCUGCUUCUACAGUUUUUCUUGUAAAUUAAAACACAUCGACUGCAUUUAAUGGAUGUGGAUGUGGGAGCUAUGUACAUCACGUUCAUCAUUAUUAACAUUUUACAUAACACAUGAAUCUCAGAGGUUUCGGAUGGCAGGUCUGAAUUUCCUGGUUACUUUUCUGACCUUGAUGUUAUCUUUGUCACUCACAUUUUUUUGUUAUCUCUUAUCAAAACAAAAGUACAGCUUUUCUAAAUGUGUGGUUUUUUUGUACUUUAUAAAACCCAAGGUCUUUUUUAUAACUAGAGGGAAUGUUUUUAGGAUCAAUUCCUUUUCUUCUCUGCAAAUAAUUUACUGUCAGUCAGGAAGAAGAUUCACUCUUACUGGAGGGGAAGUUUAAAACCUUAAGUCUGUGCCGUGUUUGUCCUGUCCUCAUUUGUCUCUGUUUAUUCUGCACAUCCGUUACAAACACUUGUGACAUGUUUUUCCAAAGUUGUGUCAAUAUGAAAACACGUUACCACCCUGACUGUUUUAUUCUGUAUUGAGAUGGUUCAGGGAAUUACAGUAUGUGAACUACGGCUGCAACUAGUGAUUGUUUUCAUCAUCGAUUAAUUGUUUGGUCUGUAAAACUCCAACAAUUAAUCGACAUCAAAAUAGAUGCAGCUAUAUUUUCUUCUGAGGGAUAAAUGGAUUGAUCUACUAAUCGCUGCAGCUCUAAUAUAAACUGUAAAUCAAAUUUAAAUUCAAAUAUUGACGGAAAGAAGAAUCUUUUUCUGGAUGCACCACUGAUAAUAUGCAUUGUUAGACUGAACAAUUCAAAAUAACUUGUGAUGAUGAAGUGUGAUAUAUUUAACAUUCACAUAAAUCAUUUGGGAAUGAUUUAUUUUGGUGUCUUUGUUUUUGUCAACAAAGUUGGUUUAUAAUUUAAGUCCCUGUAAUAAAUCACUUUCUUUUCUAAUAAA
Messenger RNA from Epinephelus fuscoguttatus (brown-marbled grouper), 7966 nucleotides. RefSeq names its product ATP-binding cassette, sub-family C (CFTR/MRP), member 10 (gene abcc10). Gene Ontology annotation, cellular component: membrane. The transcript has 22 exons. Gene Ontology annotation, biological process: transmembrane transport. The coding region runs from base 105 to 4748 and encodes 1547 amino acids. Gene Ontology annotation, molecular function: ATP hydrolysis activity; ABC-type transporter activity; ATP binding. The record is from RefSeq and is a predicted model, not a curated record. NCBI's taxonomy places the organism in Eukaryota, Metazoa, Chordata, Actinopteri, Perciformes, Serranidae.